AUGGCAUUACUGAAUGGCGCCGAUUCCUCCCGCAUGGAUUUCUUGCUGUGUCGAAAGAUCAAGAUAAAAAUACAUAACGUAUUCGUAAUUUCAUCUUGAUCUCUGCUACAAGUGUAUUGUACUUUACUAACUGCAUGUAGUCUGAUUUGUGGAUAUCAACUUACAACUUGUUGACGAACAAUUUCGAGUUCAUUCUCGAUCGCGAUUGGUAUUUUCAUUGCAUUGCCAUUGGAAAUUACAUUGAUUGCUUGCUUUAUAACUCGGUGAGCAUCUCACAAUCAGUCUCAAUUAACUCUGCUCAGGCCAAAUAUGGAUGUCAGACUAUCCAAACGACUGUCGCUGGUUCUAAGGCACAAGGCAGUGGAAUGGGGUUUCAAAAUUUAUCCAGGAGGAUAUGUCCUGGUCAAGGAUCUUUUGGCGCAUAAGAUGUUCCAGGGUUACACAGAAGCAGAUAUCAGGAGGGUCGUAGCAUCCAAUGAGAAACAGCGGUUCUCUCUCAAAACUCAUGAAGAAACGGGAGAUCUGAUGAUCUGUGCUAACCAAGGACAUUCGUUUGAGGUACCUGAACCUGAAUUAGAGCCCAUUACUUAUGCUAGUCGUUAUCCAACAGUCAUCCAUGGAACUUUUUUCAGACAUUGGGACCAGAUCCGUAGAGAGGGACUAAGGAGGAUGAAUAGGACUCACAUUCAUUUUGCCCAGGGUGAGCCGGGAGCCGACGGAGUCAUCAGUGGAAUGCGGAAGUCCUGCCAAAUUAUGAUUUUCAUCGAUCUUCAUGCAGCAAUGCAAGAUGGUAUCAAGUUUUUCUUAUCCAAGAACGGCGUGAUAUUAUCUCCAGGUGACAGAAAUGGGAUUCUUCGGACUCGAUACUUCCGUAGAGUGCUCCAAGUCAACCCAAGACAAGAGAUUGCUUUUGAGAAGCGGUGAAAGUGUUGCAACCACUACUUCCUAUUUGGGAAUGAGCAGGAGACAUGUUAAGCUGCUCCAGAUGAUGCCAAAGCUUGCCAAACGAGUUACCUUUGUGCCUUCAGUGGUUUUUACUUUUCCAUUUAUUUUCAAGUCAGUUCAUAUUUUUUUUUUGCAGUAGUGGUAGAUAUUUUUCAUGUACAAGAGACAUUGAGGCUUAAGGCCAUCGCACACCUUACGACUGUUCGGGAUCCGAUUUUGGAACAAAUCACAUU
Molecule: messenger RNA, 1178 nt
Organism: Lytechinus variegatus (green sea urchin)
Lineage: Eukaryota; Metazoa; Echinodermata; Echinoidea; Temnopleuroida; Toxopneustidae
Gene: trpt1
Product: tRNA 2'-phosphotransferase 1-like
Exons: 7
Coding region: 310-924 (204 amino acids)
Biological process (GO): tRNA splicing, via endonucleolytic cleavage and ligation
Molecular function (GO): tRNA 2'-phosphotransferase activity
Source: RefSeq, a predicted model, not a curated record